GGAAAGUAUGCGAUUUACACUAGUUUGUGAGUUUAUCCAAACUUUUUGUUUUCGAAGAAUAGAUGAUAUGUCGGGAAAAGCAUAGUUUGCCGGACUCAUUUUGUAUCAAGAGAAAGUUGAGCGGAACUUUUCGAGACAAUGCAGGCGAGUGGAAGUGUGUGUGUGUUUUUGGCACUGUUACUGCCGUGCUGUUUCGUGGCGUCUGGACAGCAUCAAGGAGAUAAUGGCAUAGCGGUCCCUGAUCACGGCUUCUGCCAGCCCAUAACUAUCCCUCUGUGUACGGACAUCGCUUACAAUCAAACCAUAAUGCCAAAUCUGGUGGGACACUACAACCAAGAUGAUGCCGGGCUUGAGGUCCAUCAGUUUUACCCGCUUGUCAAGGUACAGUGCUCACCCGAGCUCAAAUUCUUCCUGUGCUCCAUGUAUGCUCCAGUGUGCACAGUUUUAGAGAAAGCCAUCCCACCAUGCCGCUCCAUUUGUGAGAGGGCGAAGCAAGGCUGUGAGGUCCUCAUGAACAAGUUUGGCUUUCAGUGGCCAGAGGCGCUCAGAUGUGAGCAUUUCCCAGUUCUGGGUGACGGACACAUCUGUGUGGGCCAGAAUGAUUCCAUGGCCACCGUGUCACCCGUUCACAUGCCCAUUCCAGGAACACCAAGCGUUCAGCUCUACUCCACACCGGAUAAACCAUUUCGCUGCCCUUCCACACUCAAAGUGCCAGCCUACCUCAGCUAUAAGUUCCUGGGUGAGCCAGAUUGUGGUGCCCCCUGCGAGUCCUCCAGAACACACAGGGCCUACAUGUUCUUCACAGACCAGGAGAUUGAGUUUGCCCGCAUUUGGAUCCUCAUCUGGUCAUCGCUCUGCUGUGCGUCCACUUUAUUCACUGUAACCACAUAUAUAGUGGACAUGCAGCGUUUUAAAUACCCUGAGCGUCCUAUUAUAUUUCUGUCUGGCUGCUACACCAUGGUGUCCAUUGCAUAUAUCGCUGGCUACUUCCUCGGGGACAAGGUUGUGUGCAAUGAGAGCUUUUUUCCUGACAGCUACAAAACCAUUGUUCAAGGUACAAAGAAGGAAGGAUGUACGAUUUUGUUCAUGAUGCUGUAUUUCUUCAGUAUGGCUUCUUCGAUCUGGUGGGUCAUCCUGUCACUCACUUGGUUCCUGGCGGCGGGUAUGAAAUGGGGCCAUGAGGCUAUUGAAGCCAAUUCACAAUACUUUCACCUGGCUGCCUGGGCCGUUCCAGCCGUAAAGACUAUUAGCAUCCUUGCAAUGGGGCAGAUCGAUGGAGACGUGCUAAGCGGAGUUUGCUUUGUGGGCCUGAAUAAUUCAGAUGCCUUGCGGGGCUUUAUUUUGGCUCCUCUUUUCCUCUACCUCUUCAUUGGCACCUCAUUUCUGCUUGCAGGCUUCGUGUCGCUCUUCCGCAUCCGAACCAUCAUGAAACAUGAUGGCACCAAGACUGAAAAGCUGGAGCGAUUGAUGGUCCGCAUAGGUGUCUUUUCGGUUCUCUACACUGUCCCAGCCACCAUCGUCAUUGCCUGCUUUUUUUAUGAGCAGGCCUUUAGGCAGCAGUGGGAGAAGAGCUGGAUCAGUAUGAACUGUAAGAGCCUGGCCAUCCCCUGUCCCAUGCAGCCCGCUCCUCACAUGACCCCCGACUUCACCGUCUUCAUGAUCAAGUACCUCAUGACCCUCAUUGUAGGGAUCACUUCAGGAUUCUGGAUCUGGUCGGGAAAGACACUGCACUCUUGGCAGAAGUUCUAUGUGCGUUUGACCAGUGCUGGACAAGGAGAAACCACUGUUUGAAACGAGACAUUGUGAUCCACAAUUUCAUGCAUUAUGACUUUAGAAAUACAAAAAGUGCCUUUGAUUGUCAGUAUUUUGAAAGCAAUUAUUCAUGUCUAUUUCUGAGGCUGCCGAGAAAGAGAAAUGGGACAUAAACCACUUGGCUUCACCAAAUAAACAUGGCCCAUUUGAUACCAAGUGCAUAAAUGUGUUCCUCCCCAUUCUACUGCCCCCCUGGGUUUUUUUCUCAUAAGCUGCUGGCCAUAAAAACUCAACUUGGAAAGUGAGAUACCAGCUGGGAAUUCAUCAAACGACAGAGCAAAGCGAGCCGUGGGGGGAGGAGAGCUUUAACGGCAGGCAGUUGUGCUUAAUGUAAUUAAAACACACAUAAUACCUAAUAUGUACAUAAUACAUAUGUACAUAUGUAUUAUGUACAUAUGUACAUAAUAUUUGUAAAAAUCUGUAUUUAACCUUUAUUAUAUAUAUUUGUAUUUAAGCAAUUGUACCUUUUUAUGUUUCAAAGUUUGGUACUCUUUAGAAUCUGAAUUUUGUAGCCACUCUCUCUCAUUUGCUCUGUACUUAA
Molecule: messenger RNA, 2353 nt
Organism: Danio rerio (zebrafish)
Lineage: Eukaryota; Metazoa; Chordata; Actinopteri; Cypriniformes; Danionidae
Gene: fzd2
Product: frizzled class receptor 2
Biological process (GO): cell surface receptor signaling pathway
Cellular component (GO): plasma membrane; membrane
Molecular function (GO): transmembrane signaling receptor activity
Source: RefSeq, marked provisional